AUGAAAGAUCCCCGCGCAUCCAAACGGAGAAGAGUCUCCGAAGAACCUGCCCCCGAUGACGAUGGAGACAUUGCUAUGGAAAGUGGCAACGAAGAUACCUUCUCCGCCCACUCUGUUGCCGACCCAGACUCCGAAGAAGACCAAGACUACCGCGGACCCCGGUCAAGGCCAUCACGCCGACAAUCAACACGAAAAAGCAUUCAAGUGCCCAAUGGACUAGGCGAAGAUACUACAAAUGAAGAACAAGCUGUUGAAACUCCGAAGAGUACCCGGGCUAGUGGAAGGCAGCGCAAAGCACCCCAACGAUACGAAGGGUCAACGCCAACAUCUACACGGAAGGCGGCUGCAACUCCUCGCAGUACUCGGGCGGGAAGAAGUGCUCAGAAGCCCAAACGAGACUCGGUGGAUGAUGUUGAUAUGGACGUUGACGAGCCUUCGCCCAAGCCUACUGCGAAACUCACGAGGACAAGAUCGAGACGGAAUAUCGCCAAGCCCAAAUCAAAGGAUGUGGAUGCUGUAGAAGCGGAGAACCAGUCGCCGGGCCCGGAGAUGUAUAAUGAUGGACUUGAUGAUCUUGUUGCUCUGCAACUUCAGCAAGAUCUGCAUCAGGGUCAAGGGGAGGUAGAGGAGAACACUGAAAUGGUAGAGCCAAAUCCGGAUUAUGUAGAAGAUAUGCAGAAUCUUUGCAAUGAGGCACUUGGAGGGGAAACUCGCUUGCUUACGAAUUUUGUUCUUGAGAAGCUUUCUGGAAAGCGACAAAUUCCACUGAAAGGCCUCGAAAAUGAAUACAACAAGGUCAACCAUUUGAUUGAACAGACUGUUACGGUUGGCGAAGGUAACUCAAUGCUGCUCCUUGGAUCACGAGGUUCUGGAAAGACAGCAAUGAUCGAAACAAUCAUCUCCUCCCUUGCGGAGGGUCACAAGGAAGACUUCCAUGUUGUUCGACUGAAUGGCUUUCUGCACACCGAUGACCGCUUAGCUCUCCGUGAGAUGUGGCGCCAACUUGGCCGCGAGACGAACACCGAGGACGACACAGUCAGAAUCAACUCCUACGCCGAUACUAUGGCAACUCUAUUGGCCCUGUUAUCUCAUCCCGAGGAGCUCUUCGGGGCGUCUGGUAACAAGGAUGGUGUGACGGCUGCCAAGUCUAUUAUUAUUCUUCUUGACGAGUUCGACUUGUUCGUCACUCAUCCCCGUCAAACACUGCUGUAUAAUUUGUUCGAUAUUGCACAAGCACGCAAAGCCCCAAUUGCAGUCGUUGGACUCACCACGAAGGUCGAUGUUACCGAGAUGUUAGAGAAGCGUGUCAAGAGUCGAUUCAGUCAUCGCUAUGUAUAUGUUCCACUUCCUCGAACAUAUGAAUCCUUUUCAGAAAUUUGUCUCGCAAGCUUAAGCCUUGAUGAAAAGGAAUCCGUGCAACUGGCAAAUUCACUCAAUCCUGAGGAUCGUGCUAUAUUGGAAACGACAAGUUGGCAAACGCUUCUUCAGGGUUGGCAACUAUACCUGAAGCACCUAUGGGAUGACAAGGACUUCCAAUUCCACUUGAAACGAAUCUACAACCAAACCAAAUCUGUGAAAGAGUUCCUGACGAGCGCCCUGGUCCCCAUCAGUGAACUCAAUCUCAGCACACACUCAUCCGGACAAUCUGCAAUUCAAAUCCCAUCACCCAAGGCCUUCGCCUGGCAAUCCCUUUCUUGCCCCGAUCCCGCACCGCUCCCAUUCUUCGCCUCCGCCGCCUCAUCCUCAAGUCCCUCAUCCCUCCCACUGGCCCUACUUCUCGCCGCAACCCGCCUAGCAGCCCUCUUCGACCCGGGCAAUGACGGCGUUCAAACCCAAAGCCUAGCACCGCUCGCACUUUCCUUCCCAGCUGCGUACGCCGAAUACGUCCGUCUCCUCUCAUCCGCCAAAGUAUCAGCUUCAAUCUCUGGUGCCGCUGCUACCCCCGGUCGUGUCUGGGGUCGUGAUGUAGCACGCGAGUCUUGGGAGAAACUUGUGACUUGGGGCCUUGUCACGCCUGUUGGCAGCGGUAACGGCACAGCCGACGGACAGAUGUUCCGUGUUGAGAUCAGUUUCGAAGAAGUGGUUGAGAUGGCUGGCUCGAGUAGUUCCCUCGGACAGUGGUGGAGAGAUGGUUAA
Molecule: messenger RNA, 2136 nt
Organism: Penicillium angulare
Lineage: Eukaryota; Fungi; Ascomycota; Eurotiomycetes; Eurotiales; Aspergillaceae
Product: origin recognition complex subunit 4
Exons: 2
Coding region: 1-2136 (711 amino acids)
Biological process (GO): DNA replication initiation; DNA replication
Cellular component (GO): nucleus; nuclear origin of replication recognition complex
Molecular function (GO): ATP hydrolysis activity; DNA replication origin binding
Source: RefSeq, a predicted model, not a curated record